AUGACUACAGUUUGGACAGCAAGCAAUAUACGCCGACAAGAUGGACGUUACAACAGUCUAUCUAGGAGUCUAGGGUCAUUAAUGUCAAUUGUACUCGAUGAAGAUAAAUCUCCAUCUGUAUUGAUUUUUUCUAAUCAGUCGCCAAGAGAGACUAAUUUACAAACAAGUGUCUCUGUUGGUGACCGAGUCGGAGAUGAGAAUAUUUUGCCAUUAAAUGGAUUAAGUUUUCGUUCAUUACAAACGGACUCUUCUUCAUCGAUUGCAUUUGUUGGCAAAAAAAUUAAACGUGAGUAUCAAUCAGCGUUUGUAUUGCCUGAUAAACAAACAAUUGGUAUUAUUCGUCAAGAAGCGUUUAUGACUGAAGAAGGUUUAGCUCAAGUCACGCUUAGUUUAUGCGUUUCGACUAAUUUAGAUAGUUUACAAGUUAGUAAAAGUGAACGGAUAUGUGAUUAUCUUGAUACAGAUUAUUGGGCUUCCAUUUUAUUAGCUUCCACUGAAUCUCACGAUGCUGAACUAUUAGGAUAUAUGGGACCUGAAUAUACUUCAAGAAAAUCGAAUCGUUUUAACUUUGAACGUUCUGAAAGCCGACGACGUAAACGAGAAAUUGUGCUUGUUCAAGAAGAGAUUGAAGAUAGUGAUGAAAAAGAUAAUGUUGGAAAAUUCGAUAGUAGCAAUAUUUUGCCUGAAAGUGUUACAGUGUACGAAAAGUUAUAUCCUAAAGGGAAGGAGGAGUCUGAUUCUCAGACAAGCCGAUUAAUCCUGCAUCCUCCACCACCCCUUCCACCUCCACAACUGCCAGAAUCACCCCUGCCUUCACCACCAAAAACUUUAAAAGUAUCUGAAAGAAAUGCUUCACCAAAACCACAACCAAUUUCAAGUAGAAAUUCAUGUCAGCCAAAAGAACAAGCUCCAAUAAUUGGACGAGCUGAACCACCCGGAAAAACUAAACCAAUUGUAAGUAGUCCGAAAUCUAAAGAAAAUUUUGAAAAACUUAAACGUCAAUGGAACAAUCGCAUUGCACAAAUGCAAGAACAUUUAGAUAAUCAAUAUCGUGAUACACCAACAUCACUACCACAAACUUAUACAGAAGGACAUCGUGGUUCUACAGUUACAUCAAUUCUGCCUACAGUAGAUAAACGAUCUUCUGAUCCAUAUGUAAAAAGUCGAAUCUCAUCGACUGACCGAAGAUCCUCCCCUGAACAAGCAUAUGAUCAUCAAUCUCUUCCGGAUAGAACUUCAAUGGACCAUGGAUCAGAUAAAGAGAAUUUUAUUUUUCAAGGCUUUGAUUAUAUUAGUUCAUCAUUACCGGGUUCAGGUGAUCUAGUGGAUCCGGUGACGGAACGUUGUGAAAAAGAUGCACAAUUUAUUUAUAGUCAAGCAAGAUUAUUUGUUAAUCAACAAAAUAUAGGCAGAUUAAGUCCACGAAAAUUAUCAGUUGAUCGGGGUGGUCGUCAUCUGACUACAACAGAAACACCAGGUAAAGUAACCGAUGAACUUCCGGGUCACAGGCGCCAUCCUCCACCGCCUCUUUCUCCAAACGCGAAAGAAGAUAUGCACUAUCCGCGUGAUGGAACUGUUAGUCGAUCACGAAUUUCAGAUGGUUCUAAAGCUGCUACUCCAUUAACUCCCACCAGACAUUCAUUAAGAAAUCUUGGUGACGAUUCAGAGAAAAGAAAACGACAACAAAAGGUAUUCGACGACGAAUUCAGAAAUGCAAAUGGAGAAUCAAUGCCAUUGGAUCCCAGGAAACCAAACACACAGUUUAAUUAUGGCAUUCUUCCACAUCCAGAUGAAUAUAAUUAUUUAGCUGAAGCGGAAAAACAAAAACCAUCUAUAGAUUUUGCAUCAGAAUUAUCUUAUGAUAGUAGUCUUUAUGGCAAAACUAGCCAAGGUUCCUGUCGAAAACAACCACCAAUUAAGCAUUAUGAUAAGUAUAAGGAUAAAAAAUCUGAUAAACCACAUCGUCAUCCUCCGCCACCUCAACCUAUUGGUCAUGACCAAACAAAACGUUUAGACGAUAAACCAAGCCCAAAACUAGACAGAAGAUCACGUCAUGGAAUAGUUUCAUGUGAUGAAAAUUAUUAUGUAAAUGUACCUGGUUCAGGUCCACCAGGUGUUCUUCCACCGUACAAUGGACACAAGAGAUCUCUGCAAGAUUUAAGUGAACGCUCCGGCCCUCAUAGUGCUUAUGAUCCUAGAUUGGGCGAUACAAUUAAUCAACCAAGCAAACCUAGAACUCGUGAUAAAAUAUCCGAUCAAGUACCUGAUUAUUAUGAUCAGUAUACAUCAAAUGAAAGUGAUUAUGAUGAUUCAGGGGAAUCGGAUGAAGAACUUAAACCACCAGCAUUGCGUACAAUAACUCAGACAAGGAGAAGAUCUGAACCAGAACCGUCCAAUAAUUAUCCACCAGUACAAUUAAGACGACCAUCAAAAGGACAAAAAACUGGACAAUCAAUUACAUCAAUUCAUGAUAGUCUUAUCAGUCCUGAAGGUAUGUCAAUUCCUUCUACACCGGGUUAUGAAAAUAUUUACGGUAUUUAUUAUGAUGAUAAAACAGGUAAAUACGUGAAAGGAUUAGAUCAUGAUCAUUCAAAUGGAAUGUCACAAGAACGUAUAUCACGACCACGUUCUAAGCAUACAACUGCAACAAGUCGAAGUUCUGGUUAUUACGGUAUUAAUGGUUCAAAACACAGUUUAAUAAUCAGUACAAAACGUCGAACACUAAGCGGUUUAACUGGUACCCAUCCAUCAAAACAUCGUUCCAGUUCAAUGAAUACUUUAUGGUUCGGUGAUCAUCCUGUACCAUCGGAACGUACACUCUCUCCAGCUACACCAGUUAGAUUAUCAAAUAUACAAAUACAAGCUCAAGCAGAACUUGAACGUCGACAUAGAUCAUCUUCACAUGGGCAUAGUUUAGAUAGAAAAUCUGUAUAUAGCACAGGAAUGACAGAAAGUCAUUUGUCCAAAGGUUUAAGUGAUUAUCAUCAAGGUUAUGAAGGAAUUGGUUAUUCAUAUGAUAAUCGAGGAAGAUUAAUACAUGGUGGUGCAUGUUUACCUGAACGUUCAGCUAGUCGUAAACGUCGAUUAUUAGAUGGUCAUGAAAGUUUAUCAAGAGUAUGGAUACCACAAAGUGGUGAACAGUAUUCAGUUAAACAAAUAUCUGAUAGAACAGCUAGUUCUCUAACGAAUCGUGAUGAACGACAAGCUCAAUUAGAUAAUUCAGCUAUGGCAUUUGCUUUACGAGAUUUUACUGUACCAAAAAUUCGAAAUCUCACUGGACAUAAUCAUUUCAACAAUCAUUCAUCUUUAAUAAGAAGUAAAAGUUUUCAACAAUUUACCGACUUCAAUAAAUCAACUCAUACAACAAUGAUGAAGAUGAUGUCAACAAUGGAAGUAUUUAAAUUAUGGAAAUCUGAUCUAAUAUUAUAUAGAAGUAAUCAUACAUUUGAAACUGAUCCAAGAUCAUGGUUAUAUUUAUCAUAUAAUAUAAAAUAUUUACAUGAAACAACCGUUUAA
This is a messenger RNA of Schistosoma rodhaini, 3516 nucleotides long. The record is from the annotation of a GenBank genome assembly. Lineage: Eukaryota; Metazoa; Platyhelminthes; Trematoda; Strigeidida; Schistosomatidae.